AUGGAUUUGAAACUUGCUCAAGAAACUGUAGUCAUGGCAACACCACUUGUUUAUACACUUGUUUCACUGCCUUUCAUAUUUCAUUUCUCCUUAACCACUGCCACCAUCACAACCUCAACUAUUAACCUAGUGAUUAAGCUCAUACACCAUGAAUCAUCAUUAUCUCCCUACAAUUCAAAAGACACCAUUUGGGAUCAUUACUCUCAUAAAAUUCUGAAGCAAACUUUUAGUAAUGAUUAUAUCUCCAAUCUUGUUCCUAGCCCCAGAUAUGUUGUGUUCUUGAUGAAUUUCUCCAUAGGUGAACCACCUAUUCCACAACUUGCUGUCAUGGACACUGGCAGCAGCCUUACAUGGGUUAUGUGUCAUCCUUGUUCAUCUUGUUCACAGCAAUCUGUUCCAAUAUUUGACCCUUCAAAAUCUUCCACAUAUUCUAACUUGUCAUGCAGUGAAUGUAACAAAUGUGAUGUGGUGAAUGGUGAGUGUCCAUACAGUGUUGAAUAUGUUGGGAGUGGCUCAUCACAAGGGAUCUAUGCUAGGGAACAAUUAACACUAGAGACCAUAGAUGAAAGCAUAAUCAAAGUUCCUAGUUUGAUAUUUGGAUGUGGUCGUAAGUUUAGUAUAUCAUCCAAUGGAUACCCCUACCAAGGAAUCAAUGGGGUGUUUGGACUUGGUAGUGGAAGGUUUUCUUUGCUACCUAGCUUUGGUAAGAAAUUUUCAUAUUGUAUUGGUAACUUAAGAAAUACUAAUUAUAAGUUUAACAGAUUAGUCUUGGGGGACAAAGCAAAUAUGCAAGGUGACUCAACUACUUUGAAUGUGAUCAAUGGUUUGUAUUAUGUUAAUCUAGAAGCUAUAAGUAUAGGAGGGAGAAAGCUUGAUAUUGAUCCAACAUUGUUUGAAAGAUCAAUAACAGAUAAUAACAGUGGAGUGAUAAUUGACUCUGGAGCCGACCACACAUGGCUUACAAAAUAUGGAUUUGAAGUGCUAAGCUUUGAAGUUGAGAAUCUUCUUGAAGGGGUUUUGGUUUUGGCCCAACAAGAUAAGCACAAUCCUUAUACUUUGUGCUAUAGUGGUGUGGUAAGCCAGGACCUAAGUGGCUUUCCGUUGGUGACAUUUCAUUUUGCUGAGGGUGCUGUUUUGGACUUGGAUGUAACAAGUAUGUUUAUUCAGACCACAGAGAAUGAAUUUUGCAUGGCUAUGCUUCCAGGGAACUAUUUUGGAGAUGACUAUGAAAGCUUUUCUUCUAUUGGAAUGUUGGCUCAACAGAAUUAUAAUGUUGGCUAUGACUUAAAUAGGAUGCGUGUGUACUUUCAGAGGAUUGACUGUGAACUUCUUGAUGGGUGA
Molecule: messenger RNA, 1341 nt
Organism: Glycine soja
Lineage: Eukaryota; Viridiplantae; Streptophyta; Magnoliopsida; Fabales; Fabaceae
Product: probable aspartic protease At2g35615
Exons: 1
Coding region: 1-1341 (446 amino acids)
Biological process (GO): proteolysis
Cellular component (GO): extracellular region
Molecular function (GO): aspartic-type endopeptidase activity
Source: RefSeq, a predicted model, not a curated record